AUCUGGGUCUUGCUUAUGGUCUUUCUGACAUUUAAGUCAAUAGAUAUUUACAUAAAAUAUUAUUUACAUUAUGUUUUCCUUUUAAUUUGCCUCAUUCUCCCUGAUUGUCUGAGUAGAAAGACGAGGCUGUGCUCUAAGCGAAAUUGCAGGGAGGCCAAGGUUCCUAUGUAGGAAAUCUUUGGUGCCCAGCUAUAACAAGCUUUCAUAAAAAUAAAAGGUUAAACAAGUCGCCCAAAGGAGAAACUUGGUCUCCUUUUUCUUUUCUACCUUCACAGCUGUUCACUAACAUAACAUCCUUCUUUCACCUGAUUGUCCCUUCAUGACCUACAGAUACUGAAUUUGGUAAUUUGCAUUUAACCACAUGCAAUGUUAAAUCUUAUUUAACUAAUGCAUUUUAUUUUUCAGUGGACCAAAUUCUUACACACCUGUACACUGAAAAGCUCCUUCAGAUGAGAUAUGCAUUCAGAGAAGCCAUUCAUUGCUUUGAAUCAGGAAAACCAUUCUAUUACAGAGGGUGUGGGUGGAAACCUUGGAGGCCAGACUGGUCUAACGAAGAUCAAGAAUGGAUCAGAGGGAUGGAUGCAGUGUUCACUAGGCUGUUUGGUCCUGACUUCUGUGAGUAUGAAUGCACAAAACCAUCAAAAGUUUCCAUACUCUCUCCAGGCCAGAUUACUCAUGAUGUGACGAACAUCCUAGAAGUACAAGACAACGCAGCCAAACCCAGUACAUCCAGUGGCAGCUGUAACCUGGUCACUGACAAAGAUGAUAUCUCAUGCAGUGUCAGUGGUGAAGGCAGCUGUAACCUGACUAAUGCCAAAGAUGAUAUCUCGUGCACUGUUAGCGGUGAAGGCAGCUGUAACCUGACUAAUAAUGAAGGUGAUGAGUCAUGCAGUAUCAGUGAUGAAGGCAGCUGUAACCGGACUGACGACGAAGAUGAUAUCCCAUGCAGUGUCAGUGAAGGCAGCUGUAAACUGACUAAUGGUGAAGACAAUGUCACAUGCAGUGUUCAAAAGAGGCAGCUCAUGCUUGCAGAUUUUCAGAAUGGGAGAUUAAAUAGCCUAACCUGCAACGAGGCAGCAGUAUACUACUUUUCCAAAGUGUCCUUUAUAGUACCUGGAGAUGUCUCAGUUUCGAAACAUUUUACAAAACUAUUUAACCCUUUGCUGGCUAAUGGUUGUCCAUCAGCAAGCAUUGUACAACAUGCAAUGAAAUUGCUGCACACAUGCCCAAAUAAGGCUGUUAAGAUUGGUGAUCGGGGUUGUUACAACUUGGCUUCACUAAAAGUGUUUGAGAAAAUGUGUGCAUUGGAGUCAGAUGCCUCAAACUUAAGACAAGAAAUUUGUUGGCUUUGCCAAACACCUGAGGCACAGAACACUGCUGGGAUCAAAGAUGCGCUUAUUAAUGCAAGGCUUAAUGAUGUGAUUUUACAACAGGGACAGAGUAUUAUGGAUGUAUCAGACUUUUGUAACCUUGCUUAUGAACGUUAUGUUAACAGUUUUGCCAUUGACAUGACAUGCCCCGCCUUUCUAAAGGAAGAGAAACAAAGUAAGGUUGUGUACCUCCCAUGUUACAGUCAAUCUUGGGCAAAACAAGGUGCACAGUAUUUCAGCCGAAAGGUUGUGGGUUACUUCAAUCAUUGCUCAGUAGAUGCAGUAAAUGUUAUCCUGACUCCAAUUCAUAUGCCAGAUAGACGACAUUGGGGACUUCUCUGCCUCGAUCCAGUCAGUAGGACAGCCUAUUUUGAUGAUGGCUUGAAGAUCAUCCCACCCCGAAGCACUGUCCCAGUUGUUCAGAACAUGUUGAAUGGUUUUAGUGUUCUUUCAAAGGACUCCAGAUUCAAGGUGGAACAAUGGAACCACCCAAGACUGUGCCUUCCUCCACCCCGUAUCAACAUGCCACAGCAGACAACAACAGGUGUAGGAGCAGGUAGCUGUAGUAUUGGGGUUAUUCUCUCUGUCAGAGAUAUCAUUAGAAGUGGAAAAUGCCUUCCUCCGUUCCAGUGGGAGUUGAUGUCUCAAAUUUUAGAAUGGAGAAGCAAUGCCAACUGAACUGUUGAAAAUGUACUUUUAUGCAAAAAGGAACUUUAGAUUCUUAAGUGAUUGAUUUUUUCGUGCUUAAAAUGUAAAAUUUAUAUUCUUUUAUACAAGUCGUGCAAAUCCCUUUGUUAUGGAUUAUUGUUCAUGCUUAAAUAUUAUUGUCAAUAUUCUUACCUAUUAAUAUACUGCUUCAGUAUUAGUUCUAUCAAUCCUGUAAUAUAACUUUUUAUGAACUUUGCCUCAGUUUCGAGUAUCCUUGAUUUAUUUAGUUUCUCUUACUUCUUCCU
Molecule: messenger RNA, 2323 nt
Organism: Orbicella faveolata
Lineage: Eukaryota; Metazoa; Cnidaria; Anthozoa; Scleractinia; Merulinidae
Source: RefSeq, a predicted model, not a curated record